Molecule: messenger RNA, 1251 nt
Organism: Symbiodinium sp. CCMP2592
Lineage: Eukaryota; Dinophyceae; Suessiales; Symbiodiniaceae
Source: the annotation of a GenBank genome assembly
AUGGCCCAGCAGAGCUGCAGUGGCCUAGUGCAGCGAAUGCUGAGCCGACACGCCUUCCUGGGUGCUGCGGUGCUGGAUGCCUUCAGCCUGCUCCCAAUGGCUCUCGUCUUUGGCAGCGCCUCCUUCCGCGCCUUCGCUCUCUUCGGACCUCAGCUGCUUGCACUCAGGAGACAGACUCAGAGCCUCAAGGAGGCACGAGCCGAGGCAGAGGAGUCUCAGACCUUCGUCUUCUCCGAGGCAGAAGGCCGGCUCCGGUUUCUGGCCGAGUACCGUGCCUUUGUGAUGAUCUCAACCUGCAUCGUCAUCCUCGCGGUUGACUUCGCAGCGCUUUAUCCUCGAGAGCACGCCAAGACCGAAACGUUCGGCUACGCGUUGAUGGAUCUUGGAACGGGCUGCAUCGUGGUCGCCACGGCCGUGUCCAUGAGGUCGAGAAGGGCGCCUGAGAGAACGCUUUGGGCCCUUCGAUCCGUCGUCUCCGUCCUUCGGAAGCUUUGGCCGGCCGUGGCUCUGGGGGCCCUGCGCGGCGCGCUGCUCUGGCAGCUCGAUUAUCACGUGCCGGUUUCCGAGUAUGGAGUUCACUGGAACUUCUUCUUCACUGUGGCCAUCAUCGCCCUGGUGUCUAGCCUUCUGGAGCUCACGGCAAUGCGGUCUGUGCUCGCUGGCAGCAGCGUGGCCAUGGCCUAUCAGCUCUUCCUGAGCAUGGGAGGAAACGACUUUUUGCUCCUGGCGCCUCGGCUCACGCUCUUCUCCGCCAACCGCGAGGGGAUCCUCGGCUGCUUCGGCUACCUGAGCCUCCACUGGCUGGGCAUCGGCCUGGGCUCCCUGCUGAGGGACAGAUCCGUUUCGGCGAGGCUUACCGUGCUGAGGCUCUUGGCCAUAUCCUUCUCUGGCGGCUUGCUCACGCACUUGCUGAGCCUAGCUGGAAUCGCUGUAUCGCGGCGACUGUGCAACCUGCCCUACGUCCUCCACAUCCUCUCCCUCAACGCCUGGGUACUGGCAUGGCUGGCCUUCGCCGACCUCGCCGCAGACCACCCGAGGCCCCCUCUCUCGCUGACUCUGGCCUCUGUCUCUGAGUCCAUGCUGGCCGUCUUCCUCUUCGCGAAUCUGCUCACAGGGGUGGUGAACUUGACGACGCAGCCCCUGCUCCUGCCGCAAGAAGCUGCCUUCUUGGCCUUGGCCUGUUACUACCUCUCCUGGUCCGUGCCCUGCGCCUUGCUGCGAAGCAAGGGCCGCAAGCUGAAGUGCUGGUGA